Labeo rohita (rohu) is the source of this 4712-nucleotide messenger RNA. It is a transcript of the gene rest, whose product is annotated as RE1-silencing transcription factor. Gene Ontology annotation, cellular component: nucleus. The coding region runs from base 166 to 3090 and encodes 974 amino acids. The record is from RefSeq and is a predicted model, not a curated record. The transcript has 4 exons. NCBI's taxonomy places the organism in Eukaryota, Metazoa, Chordata, Actinopteri, Cypriniformes, Cyprinidae. Gene Ontology annotation, biological process: regulation of gene expression.
UGACGUCACGCCUCCCCAGCUAGGACUACGCGAGAGCGAUGUGUUGGAAUGUGUGAGCGUCGCGUACUUCCUCGACCGAUUUGAGAGUUUGGAAAUAACUUCUACCCAAACUUGUUUCUACAACAACAUCGCCAAACAACGAGCGAACACGGCUGCUGGUCGAGCAUGUCUGCUCAGACUGUGUAUCCAGCGACUGCUGGUAUCUACAUGCCUGUAGGUAUCCCACUACCAGAGGUGGGUCACGACCUUCCCGAGCUGCCUCGGAAUGAUGUGGCCGCCCCUCAGCUGGUGAUGCUAGCUAAUGUGGUGGUAUCAUCAGAGACGUCCUCCUCAGACUACAAUGCGGAAGAGAAACAAAUGGUCGAACUCAAGACGGUUGGAUGCAACAACUACUCUGACAGUGAGGAAGAGGGUGUCAUCAGAUACAGCCUUGACAAUUCGGAGAUAUCUGAGGGCACGUACGCUGAACACGCCACUCAGGUUGAGCCAGAGGUGACAGAACGAGCAGUAGAGCAUGUUGAAAUGGAACGAGCGGAAGACCUUUCGAACCCGUCUGAAAACACCCCAUCUGAAUCCUCCCCAGCGGAAAAACGUAAGCGCACCCCAGUUGUUAUCUUCGAAUCCAACAAAAAGAAAAAGAAGCCUUUCUUUUGUAAACCCUGCCAGUACCAGGCUGAAAACGAGGAGGACUUCAUUCACCAUAUCCGCGUUCACGGUGCCAAGAAAAUGACGGUGGUAAAUGGCGCGGGGGAUUCUGAUGACGAUCUGGCCAGUGAGUCAGGCCAAUCUCAGACACCAAACCCGGAAAAUAGUGAAAGUUUGAGUAACUCCAAAGGCGUGAUCCGCUGUGAGCGCUGUGGAUACAACACCAACCGCUAUGACCACUACAUGGCACACCUUAAACAUCAUACUAAGGAGGGUGAAGACCAGAGAGUAUUCAAGUGCACCAUUUGCGCUUAUACCACCAUCAGUCAGUAUCACUGGAAGAAACAUCUGAGGAAUCAUUUUCCCAGCAAGCUUUUCACUUGCAACCAGUGCUCGUAUUUUUCUGACCGCAAAAAUAACUACAUACAGCACAUCCGGACCCACACUGGUGAGCGUCCGUUUCAGUGCAUAUACUGUGACUACUCCAGUUCCCAAAAAACUCAUCUAACCAGACACAUGCGAACCCAUUCAGGUGAGAGGCCUUUCAAAUGUGACAACUGCAGCUACCUGGCAGCCAACCAGCACGAGGUGACCCGCCAUGCCAGACAGGUCCACAAUGGACCCAAGCCCCUAAGCUGCCCCUACUGCCAAUACAAGACAGCCGACCGAAGCAAUUUUAAAAAGCAUGUUGAACUCCAUGUCAACCCUCGCCAGUUUCUUUGCCCGGUUUGCAAGUAUGCUGCAUCCAAGAAGUGCAAUUUGCAGUAUCACAUCAAGUCUAGACACCCAGGAUGCACUGAUAUCUCAAUGGAUGUAUCAAAGGUAAGGCUUCGUGUAAAGAGGACUGACACGGAUGAGAUUUCGCCAAAUAAGCUUGCGACAGACCAGUCUGGAUCAAGGCGAAGCGAGGACAAACAGUUGGGAGAAUUGGAUGAUGUUGAAUCAGGUCCCAUCAACCUCUCUAUUAAGAAACCCACUAAACCCACCCCUGCUGUGGAGACAGAGUUAACUGACAAGACCGCAAAGAAAAACCCAGAUGCCGUUGUGAAAGAAAAAUCUGGAAAGCCAACCCAGCAACUCAAUGAAAAAACUGCAGAGAAAAAGACCACGUCGAAAAACGAGGCGAAAGAGAAAAACAAUAAGAAGGUUAAAGGAAAGACUUUGGUGAACAUCACAGUGGCACAAACAGAGGGCUGCAAUGACAAACAAGCUAGUAAAAAGGAAAUGAAGAAGGUAGAGAAAUCCCCCAAAUCUGCUGAGAAAGUACCGAAAGGUCGUCCUAAGAAAGAGAAGCCAUUGAAGGAAGUUAUUGCGAAACAUCAACCCAUUGUUGAGGAGCAAAGGUUAGAUUUGGACAAAGACAGACCAGACCUUCUAGAUAAACAGCAGCAGCAAAAUGAAAAAGAGGAAAGAGAGCGGCUAGAAAAGGAAAACAGACUGCUGAAUGAGAAAGCGAAGGAGACUGAAGAGAAAGAAAGUGCAAAGGAUUGCAAGAAAUCUCAAACCAAGAAACCAAGCAAAAGGCAGACAAAAGUGUCAAAGGUCAACAGUAAAAAAGAUUUACAGAGUACAGAAGCAACGCAAGAAGUCAGGACUAAACCUGUCAAAAGAAAAGCAGAGAACGUGAAUGUACCAGCGGCUGGUUCUUCAAAGCGGGUCAAGCGUACAACGAAAGAUACAGCCAAGCCAUCAACAAGUUCUGCUGCCUCAGAGAGAAAUCGCACCAUACCUGAGGUCCUGCAGGCUAUGAAGAGCAAAACCAAGAGUGCUGAGACAAGUGCAAACAAACCUGAGACGCGUGUCGUUGAACCUGAGAAGACCAGUGAAGUCCCAGAGAAGCUAAGCCCUCCAGAAAAUGAAAAACAGCCUGGCACAGAAACACUGAUGGACCAAACACAAGAGCAGACACCUACAGUAGUGACCUGUCAAGAUGAGUCCACAUCUGUUGUGGAGGAACUCCCAGCUCCAUGCCAACCCCAAUAUCCAAACUCUGAACAACCUAAAGAAAUCGAAAACAAGGUCUCACAAGAACCAAAAGAAAUCCCAGAUGUAGACAGCGGAAGUGAGAUGCCAUCACCUACUGACAGCGAGACCUCUCCGGGUUUCAGCCCAACUCUUGAACUCCCUGGUCCGCCCAAUCACAAAUCCACUGACGCGGAGGAUGACGAAGGAAUCCACAGUAACGAUGGGGGAAGUGACAUCAGCGAUAGCGCCUCUGAAGGAAGCUACGACUCUGGUCUUAACGGACUGGCUGCUGCCACCGAAGGUGGAGAGAAACUUCCAGAGACUCCGACAGAAGAGCUCCCGUCCCCAACUAAACUGCUCAGUCACACCUGUAUCUUCUGUGACCGUACCUUCUCUUUUGAGGUGGACUACCGUCGCCACCUGAACCGGCAUUUAGUAAACGUGUAUUACCUAGAGGGGGCGUCUCAGGCUGACAAGUAAGGGCAGUUUUUGUGUCCAAAACAGUUGAUGAGGUUCUCCUAGACUUGGAACUGAACAACGCUUGUUCAGGUUGUAAUACAUCUUGCCGUGACGCAACAAAUUGAUUUCUUACCACAGUAUUGUUUCCAUUCAGAAAUGAAAUCUAUUGUCAUUUUGUGGUAGGAUCCUAUUGUUGAAUCCAAACGAACUGAAUCUUAGCUUAGUCAUGUGCUCCAUGACGAAAUGAUCGUCCUGUGUUUAUUGUAACACUACUCAGAAGCAUCGAAAAGGAGAACUGCUCUGAAAGCAAGUACACUUUCUCCCUCAAUCCCUGCGGAGAGCUCAGAUUAGCCAGACCCAGGUGGUCCAGCGCUGAAUAGCCCUGAAGAUAAUGGGGCUUUCAGUGUCUUUGUGCUGUUCCACUCCACUGAAGCGCCUCCAUCUCUGGUCAGCAAGAGACGGAGUGUGUGUUUAAAGCUGGCUAAUGUCAUUGUAUUCAACUCUUUUGUUCCCUUUUACAGUUUAGAGAGCACUUGACAACUAACCAUAAUCUUACCUUUGAGGCUCCGUUUCACAUAAGCUAAACAUUUCUGUACACUUCAUAGAAGUCUUUCUUUGAUUACACUUACUCCCUUUUAUGGAAAGUAGUGUGUAGUUUGUAAUGUUUGCAGAAUAGUAGUUUCUUUUCUGUCUUUGUACAUUUUUUACACUUGCAUUGUAACAAUUAAUCUUUUAUGUCUAUUUUCUGGAAAUAUUUCAAUUUCAUGCUCAGUCCAAAGAUUUUGAUGCUUUUGUUUGUAUAUAAACUGUACAUAUUUUUCUUUCUUAUUUGCUCUUCGGUGCCUCAGACAAUCAAUUUGAGCAUUUUAAUCCAUUUCUCAGAUAUUUAGAUCUUAUUUACCUUCAAAUGAUUAUCUUUUCUGUGUAUUUUACCCAAGCAACAUUCCCUUUCACAUAUCAAAUUGAUUAUCUGCUUCGAAAAUCUGUUUAUCCAAAGUUUAUGUAAUCAUAUUGAACUGACUUUUUGUUUUUUUGUAUGAGUGUGAAUGUUGUUGUUGCCACAACCCUUGUACGUUAGUAAUUUUGCCAUGUUAUUGUCUAAAAAAGAAACAAAUACUGUAAGAGAAAAAGUUAUAGAAAUAAAUCACUUUUAGUGCAUUAAGUGCAAUACUGAAUUUUUGGAGACAUCACCAAAGCAAGAUGGUAGUUGAUCGAGUUUGUAGGAGCAAAAUCAGAGGCCUCAGAUGGAAAAGUAGAAAACUUACUAUCCACAGGUACCCCAGUGCCCCUGAGAAACUGCACUCUUGGACGGUUAGAUACUUUAUCACUGUAAAUUUGUCCUUUAUCACUUUUUUUUGUGUCAAGCACUGCCUUUUUUUGCUUUUCUUCUUUAGAAUAGCAUGUUGCCAAUUUACAUCUCAGAUUGUGCCAUUUAUCCACCUUUGUAAUCAAGUGUGUGACCGUCAUUUUCCAUUUCCUUGUAAAAGUAGUCAAAUUAUAUUGGUUGAAAUGUUAUAAUGUUGACCCUUGAUAUGGCUUUCUAUGAAUUAUCUAAAAAACUGUUUACUAUGUGACCUGUAUGUUUAGCUGUAGAUGUUUCAAUAAUAAAAAAAAAAUCUUGCCACAGAUUUUGGUCUUUUUUC